GCUCCGAGCAGGGCGUGGCUUGUCGUGGCGGCGGGGAGCCCGCCACCCUUCCCCUCGGUUCGCAGCCGGCCCUCGCAGUCCCUCCGCAGUGCCUCUGCGCGGAAGGUGCGGGGCCGCCCGCCCCAGGAGCCUGGUGGCCCGGCGCUCGCGGUCACGGAAGCGGCGGGGACCCAGACAGUCGGAGGACGCCGGGGGCCUGGAGAGAGCGCUCUCGGAGCUGACCUCGGAGACCGACGUGCCGGUGGUGUUUGUGCAGCGGCGAGAGAUAGGCGGCCUCGGUCCAACCCUGAAGGCUUAUCAGGAGGGCAGACUUCAAAAGCUACUAAAAAUGAAUGGCUCGGAGGAUCUUCCUGAGUCCUAUGACUAUGACCUCAUCAUCAUCGGAGGCGGCUCCGGGGGACUGGCAGCAGCUAAGGAGGCAGCCAAAUACAACAAGAAGAUAUUGGUCCUGGAUUUUGUCACUCCAACCCCCCAUGGAACUAGAUGGGGUCUCGGAGGAACAUGUGUGAACGUGGGCUGCAUACCUAAAAAACUGAUGCACCAGGCAGCUUUGUUAGGACAAGCCGUGCAAGACUCUCGAAACUAUGGUUGGAAGAUCGAGGAGACGGUUAAACAUGACUGGGAUAAAAUGACGGAAGCCGUACAGAAUUACAUCGGCUCCCUGAACUGGGGCUACCGGGUUGCUCUGCGGGAGAAAAAAGUCACCUAUGAGAAUGCAUAUGGAGAGUUUGUAGGUCCUCAUACGAUUAAGGCAACAAAUAACAAAGGCAAAGAAAAAAUUUAUACAGCAGAGAAAUUUCUCAUUGCUACUGGCGAGAGGCCACGGUAUUUGGGCAUCCCUGGUGACAAAGAGUUCUGCAUCAGCAGUGAUGAUCUUUUCUCCUUACCUUAUUGUCCGGGUAAGACCCUGGUGGUUGGAGCAUCCUAUGUCGCCUUGGAAUGUGCUGGCUUUCUUGCUGGCAUUGGUUUAGAUGUCACUGUUAUGGUACGAUCCAUCCUUCUGAGAGGAUUUGACCAGGAUAUGGCCAACAAAAUUGGUGAACAUAUGGAGGAACAUGGUGUCAAGUUUAUAAAACAGUUUGUACCAAUAAAAGUUGAACAAAUUGAAGCAGGGACACCAGGCCGACUCAGGGUGGUAGCUCAGUCCACCAGUAGUGGUGAAACCAUCGAAGGAGAGUAUAAUACGGUAUUGCUGGCAAUAGGAAGAGAUGCUUGCACAAGAAAACUUGGCUUAGAAACUGUGGGGGUAACGAUAAAUGAAAAGAAUGGAAAAAUACCUGUCACAGAUGAAGAGCAGACCAACGUGCCUUAUAUCUAUGCCAUCGGCGAUAUACUGGAGGGAAAGCUCGAGCUCACCCCAGUAGCAAUCCAGGCAGGGAGACUGCUGGCUCAGAGGCUCUAUGCUGGCUCCAAUGUCAAGUGUGACUAUGAAAAUGUUCCAACGACUGUGUUUACUCCUUUGGAGUAUGGCGCUUGUGGCCUUUCUGAGGAGAAAGCUGUGGAGAAGUUCGGGGAAGAAAACACUGAGGUUUACCAUAGUUACUUUUGGCCGUUGGAAUGGACGAUUCCAUCAAGAGAUAACAAUAAGUGUUAUGCAAAAAUAAUCUGUAAUAUCAAAGACAAUGAACGUGUGGUCGGCUUCCACGUUCUGGGUCCAAAUGCCGGAGAGGUUACGCAAGGCUUUGCUGCCGCGCUCAAGUGUGGACUGACCAAGCAGCAGCUGGACAGUACCAUCGGGAUCCACCCCGUCUGUGCGGAGGUAUUCACGACUUUGUCGGUGACCAAGCGCUCUGGGGGAAACAUCCUCCAGGCCGGCUGCUGAGGUUAAGCCCCAGUGUGGACGCUGCUGCCGACACUCCAAGCCACUGCUCUCUUAACCUGCCCAAGUCCAAGGCGAAGUUUUCAGCAAGGGCCAUGGGCUUUGGCACCUGCAUGCCCUGUGCUUCUGGCAGCCAAGGCCCCCUUGGAUCUCUCGGGUAGAAGGUGGUGGAUGGAUGGCAGGUGGCGUCGCACUGGGGUCACCAUGACGGACUGGAGCUGACAUUCGGCAGCGCGUCGGAGGGCGCGUCCAUGAAGUCACCGGCCCCAAGCCCCCGCGGUGGGCGGUGAUGGAACCAGUGCCGAGCAGCGUUAGCGCGACCUUGCCUUUCUGGGUCUGCUCAUUCUCGUCGUUUUGCUUUCUCUUUCUUGUUGAUUACUCUUUCCCUUUUCUUUUCCUCCAAGGUGGUCAUGAUUACUAGAGAUGGGAAAUGUUAGCAGUCGAUUCUUGUCCCAAAGCAAGUCUUGUCUAGAGUAUGCAGGUAACGGCCUCGCACAUGAGAGGCACGAUUCGGUCACUCGGAGGCUGCAUAGGCUUGUCCCGUUGAAAGACUACGGUCCCAAGAGUCCAGUGUCCUGUUUUACGUGACUCACCUUUUGAGCAGCAUCUCCCCUGCUGUGUGUCCUGUGUCCACAAGCAAGGACAUUUAUGAUUGAAUCUGGCCAGAUUUGGCCCGUGUGCUGCAUCGCCGGUUGUUAGGAGCUGUAAUUCCGUUUAGGAAGGGCGGGGGCGCUGUAACGCGGGACCUGGACCCCCGCCAGUACUGCCCCUGCAGGCGGACGUGCGCCUCAGGUGGGGAAAAACAAUACGUGGUCGCCUGUUUUUAGCUUAUUGUAUGUUGGUCUAAGAGAGCUCUUUUGCAAUAAGAAACAUUGAACUUGUGUAAAACUUUUUUUUUUGUAACUUUUAGCUUUAAGUUAAACACAAAAUAUCACGUCGUACUUUUCAUGUGUGCUACGUAUCUGUCCCUUCCUGAGAACCACAUUCAUAAGAGAAUAGGCCUUCCCACACUUAGGAUUUAACGCUUUUGUGGUAAUUGCUUUUUUAAGGAAACUAUUAAUAUCGUAAGUUAUUAUUUUUGAACACAGGUGGAUGUGAAGGAUUUUCAUUGAAAAACCGAAUGUUUUUGACCUUUUCUGUUGAGUGAAUGACCGUUGGCGGCGGAAGUGUCGGAGCCCCGUCGGCACCCACCUUGUAUUCUUACAGAGGGAUUGCUCUGCCGCCCUAGGUUUCUGCGGGAACGUGCUGUUCCAGGGGUCCGUGGAGGCUUCUCUUUCUCUGAGUUGGCUUUUAAACUUGUGCCGUGGCCACUAGGCCACCCGUCCGCAGGCCUCCAGCCCCCCGUCACCCCUCCCCCGCUGGGUCUCCAGCUCCCCUGUCACCCCUACCCCGCUGGGUCUCCAGCGGCUACCCCAAGUGCUUGGUUCAAAGUACAUUUCGUGGUCACCUCAGGGACCUUCUGCGUCUGCCUGGCUCUCCGUCAGCAGAGCGCCUGCCCCUGCCCCGCAGGGCGCUGCCUCCCGCCAUCCCCCCUGCGGUGCUGUGAAGAGGGUGGGAAGGGAGAAAGAGGGGAGUUGAGGCAGUCGACUGUGUUCGGUUUUAUUUAUUUUUUUUAAUCUUUUUUUUUCCUCCCUCCAAGCCUGCCAGUCUCUGAAGUUAGAACAAUAGGCAGUAUGGUAUGUUCGUGCCUAAUCAUGUUGUGAUUCCCCUCUUCGUAGUGGGAUGGAAUGUUCUGCCCCCACAAGAAGGAGUAUACUUUAUAUAUAGACUUGUCUUGUUUAGAUUCUAUAAUUGCCCACUGUACUGAGAUUCAUAUUAAAAUCCAUGUAUUUUUGUUAUGUAUCUUCUGGGGAAAAAACCACAAUGUGAAACAUUAAAAGGUAUUAAUAUCCA
This is a messenger RNA of Hyaena hyaena (striped hyena), 3712 nucleotides long. It is a transcript of the gene TXNRD1, whose product is annotated as thioredoxin reductase 1. Gene Ontology annotation, molecular function: glutathione-disulfide reductase (NADPH) activity; thioredoxin-disulfide reductase (NADPH) activity; flavin adenine dinucleotide binding. Gene Ontology annotation, biological process: cell redox homeostasis; cellular response to oxidative stress; glutathione metabolic process. NCBI's taxonomy places the organism in Eukaryota, Metazoa, Chordata, Mammalia, Carnivora, Hyaenidae. Bases 329 to 1822 code for a protein of 497 amino acids. The record is from RefSeq and is a predicted model, not a curated record. Gene Ontology annotation, cellular component: cytosol; mitochondrion. The transcript is spliced from 15 exons.